Messenger RNA from Sinocyclocheilus rhinocerous, 2524 nucleotides. RefSeq names its product protein kinase C beta type-like. The coding region runs from base 203 to 2209 and encodes 668 amino acids. Gene Ontology annotation, biological process: protein phosphorylation. The transcript has 17 exons. The record is from RefSeq and is a predicted model, not a curated record. NCBI's taxonomy places the organism in Eukaryota, Metazoa, Chordata, Actinopteri, Cypriniformes, Cyprinidae. Gene Ontology annotation, molecular function: zinc ion binding; ATP binding; diacylglycerol-dependent serine/threonine kinase activity.
CGAAGGGGGCGUGGUUACAGGAUCACUGAAGCACCGCUGCCCGCGCGCUCCGCCACAACAGUCAGCUGGGGAGAGGUAGGCGUGUGCGCGCGCGUGUGCCGACCAACCGGGAAGCGAAGCGCAAGCCGAGCAAGACCCCGUACAACCGCGCAGGCUACAAGCUGAGGAGAUUUCUACCCACUACAUCCAUUCCGUCCCCAUCAUGGCCGACCCAGUGGCUGCGGAGGGCGCGGGGGGCGCACGAGGCUUCGCCAGGCAGGGCGCGCUGAGGCAGAAGAACGUACACGAAGUGAAGAACCACAAGUUCAUCGCGCGCUUCUUCAAGCAGCCGACCUUCUGCAGCCACUGCACCGACUUCAUCUGGGGUUUCGGCAAGCAAGGCUUCCAGUGUCAAGUAUGCGGUUUUGUGGUCCACAAACGCUGCCAUGAGUUUGUUGCUUUCUCCUGCCCUGGAGCCGACAAGGGCCCAGCAUCAGAUGACCCUCGCAGUAAGCAUAAGUUCAAGGUACACACAUACUCCAGCCCUACCUUCUGUGACCACUGUGGAUCUCUACUGUACGGGCUCAUACACCAGGGGAUGAAAUGCGACACUUGUAUGAUGAAUAUUCAUAAACGAUGCGUGGAAAAUGUUCCCAGCUUGUGUGGAACAGACCACACCGAGAGGAGAGGACGGCUGCAUAUCAGUGCUAGUAUAACAAAUAAUGUUCUCACCGUGACCGUCAAGGAGGCUCGUAACUUGGUGCCAAUGGAUCCAAACGGCCUGUCAGAUCCAUAUGUGAAGCUUAAAUUAAUUCCAGACCCAAAGAGCGAGAGCAAGCAGAAGACAAAAACCAUCAAGUGCUCCCUCAAUCCUACAUGGGACGAACACUUCAGCUUUAACCUCAGAGAUACAGAUAAAGACAGGCGUUUGUCAGUGGAGGUGUGGGAUUGGGAUCUGACCAGCAGAAAUGACUUCAUGGGGUCGAUGUCUUUUGGCAUCUCUGAGCUGCAGAAACAAGGUGUCAACGGAUGGUUUAAGUUGCUGGGCCAAGAGGAAGGAGAGUAUUUCAACGUUCCAGUUCCACCAGAUGGAGAGGAGGGCAAUGAAGAACUGCGGCAGAAAUUUGAGAGAGCCAAGAUUGGCCCUGGCAAUAAGAAUACAGAUGGCUCUUCAAAGAAUGACAUCUCUAAAUAUGAUGCCAAUGGCAACAAAGACCGCAUGAAGCUCUCAGACUUCAACUUCAUCAUGGUGCUGGGCAAAGGCAGCUUUGGCAAGGUGAUGCUUGCCGAACGUAAAGGCUCAGAUGAGCUGUACGCAGUGAAGAUCUUGAAGAAGGAUGUGGUCAUUCAGGAUGAUGAUGUGGAAUGCACUAUGGUGGAGAAGAGAGUUCUCGCUCUCUCUGGCAAACCGCCCUUCCUCACCCAUCUCCACUCGUGCUUUCAGACCAUGGAUCGUCUUUACUUUGUGAUGGAGUAUAUCAACGGUGGAGAUUUGAUGUAUCAAAUACAACAAGUUGGAAAAUUUAAGGAACCCCAUGCUGUGUUCUACGCUGCAGAAAUUGCCAUUGGCUUGUUCUUUCUUCAUUCAAAGGGCAUUAUUUACAGAGAUCUGAAACUGGAUAAUGUGAUGUUGGAUGCUGAAGGCCACAUUAAGAUUGCAGAUUUUGGCAUGUGCAAAGAAAACAUGUUUGAUGGGGCCACAACCAAAACCUUCUGUGGCACUCCAGACUACAUUGCCCCAGAGAUCAUUGCAUAUCAACCAUAUGGCAAGUCUGUCGACUGGUGGGCGUAUGGAGUUUUACUGUAUGAAAUGCUGGCAGGACAGCCCCCUUUUGAUGGUGAGGAUGAAGAUGAGCUUUUCCAGUCCAUCAUGGAGCAUCAUGUGUCUUACCCGAAAUCCAUGUCCAAAGAAGCAGUGGCCAUAUGCAAGGGGCUGAUGACCAAGCAUCCAGGGAAGCGCCUGGGCUGUGGACCAGAAGGAGAACGAGACAUUAAGGAACACGCUUUCUUCCGCUACAUGGACUGGGAAAAACUGCAAAGCAAGGAAGUUCAACCCCCCUUCAAACCCAAAGCAUGCGGUCGAGACGCAGAGAACUUUGAUCGUUUUUUCACCCGCCAUCCUCCCGUCCUGACCCCUCCUGACCAGGAAGUGAUUCAAAACCUGGACCAAGAAGAAUUUCAGGGCUUCUCGUUCAAUAAUUCAAAUUUUGUAUCUGUGAAAUCCAAGUAGCCAGUUUUAGCCAAGCUCAAAAUAGGGACCAAUAAGAUUACACGUCUUGAAAUUACAUAGUGUGAAUGAGCCAAUGAGAGAGUUCAACCAGAUUGAUGGAGGAAUGGAGGUCAUUUCCUGCUUACUAUUUCUUAUUUGAUUAAAAGGAUCAAGGAAAGAGACUGACUAACUUCGUUAAUUAACCUAUAAAGAGUGAAUGUGUGGCAGCUUUGCGAUAUUUUGACUAUUUGAUGAUUGGUAUAUCAUGGACUGUAGUGUUAUUGGUUUAAAAAAAAAAAAGAGUAUCUGGAUAAAUCCAGUGUCCUGGUCACAUUU